Arachis ipaensis is the source of this 573-nucleotide messenger RNA. NCBI's taxonomy places the organism in Eukaryota, Viridiplantae, Streptophyta, Magnoliopsida, Fabales, Fabaceae. The record is from RefSeq and is a predicted model, not a curated record.
AUGCGAUCUCUUAACGAUCAUGAUUUUGCGGAGUAUCUCAAGCGAAUAAGGGAUGGGAUUGAGCCUACCAUAUCUGAGGACUUGGUACAUAUAAAAGCACACAUGGCAAUACCAUGGAAAGGUGAGGCAUCAUUACACAAAUUAAUAGAAGAAACUUUUCCAAAUUUGCAAUCUCAUAGGUGGGAUGCAUCUUACAUGGUGGAGAGAGCGAUAUUGACACCCAAAAACCAUGAUGUACAACAGCUCAAUGAUAUAAUCAUCAUAUCAUCCUUUGAUGAAGUAGAAGGAGAUACAAAUAACAUGUAUCAACAAGAAUAUCUUAACUCAAUCUCCACGGGUGGAUUGCCACCUUAUACAUUGAAGGUAAAAAAGGGUGCUCCUUUGAUGUUACUGAGAAACAUAGAUCCUAAGUUGCCAUCACAACUUCUGGAUGCUGCCUUCAUCACGCAGCCAUUGUUGCUGCUGCAACUGGUCUCACCUCCUGCCUCCCUCACGCAGCACUGUCCUGCCGGUGACAACUCUGUUCCACCACGCUCCUCCCCUUCAGUCGCGAUUGCGAAUAAUCUUGAAUAG